ACUUUUAGCAGGUGCUUUGUUUUUCAUUUUCGGUGAUUAUUUUUCAAAACACGUGGUCAAAUUUACUUUUAUAAUAUAAAUUAAAUAAACAUGGGAAAAGUAAAACAAGAACCAGUAGAGCAAGAAGACAACGUAAAUGUUAUCAUCAAAACUGAACUGCAAAGUUACGAUGACAAAGUUGAACAUUGCAGUGUAAUUGCGAAGCCGAUGGCGCCUAAAAAAUUAAGCAAAAAAAUAUAUAAACUCAUCAAAAAGUCUAGUGGUCAUAAGAAUUUCAUAAGGAAUGGACUAAAAAUUGUUCAAAAACAGCUAAGGUUGGGUGAAAAAGGAAUGGUUUUCUUUGCUGGCGACAUUUCACCAAUAGAAAUCAUGUGCCACCUACCAGCGGUUUGCGAAGAGAAGGAUGUACCGUACUGCUACACUCCCAGCAGGAGAGACAUAGGAGCGGCCAUGGGGACAAUGAGAGGAUGUAUAAUGGUUCUAGUAAAAGAACACGACGACUACAAGGACUUGUAUCAAGAAGUGAGAGAUGAAAUUAAGCACCUUGGACAUCCACUAUAAAUGUUAUUUUUAAGUAAAAUAAGUAUAGUUAAGUUAGUCAUUAACAAACAGUUUUUUUAUAAGUA
Molecule: messenger RNA, 626 nt
Organism: Maniola jurtina (meadow brown)
Lineage: Eukaryota; Metazoa; Arthropoda; Insecta; Lepidoptera; Nymphalidae
Gene: NHP2
Product: H/ACA ribonucleoprotein complex subunit 2-like protein
Exons: 2
Coding region: 91-561 (156 amino acids)
Biological process (GO): snRNA pseudouridine synthesis; rRNA pseudouridine synthesis
Cellular component (GO): box H/ACA snoRNP complex
Molecular function (GO): box H/ACA snoRNA binding
Source: RefSeq, a predicted model, not a curated record